UGGUCAAAUAAAUGCAGUCUUAAUGAGCACAAAAGACUUUUAAAAUGAUAUCUUAAUUAUUCCAAACUUCUGACCCAUAGUGUAAUUUAAGUGGAUUUGGUCACACCAGCAGCUUUUAUGGUGUGCACAUUUUAAUAGGUUCCAUGAUGCUUUUUUAAUUGGAUGGAGGAAGAGGAAAUCCACCAAAGAUGCCCCACUACUGCCAAUUUCCUGAAGAAACUUGGAUGAACUUAACCUAACUACUGCAUCUAGGAGAUUGUCUGGGUUUUGGCGUUUAACUAUAAGCUUCAAAACAACGUUUAAAUAAUGUCGAUUUUGCAUAAUUGUUUGAAAAGGUGUUAACCCUGCUCCAACACACCUGCUUGUAGUUCUCAAGCAAUUCCGAAGGUGUUGAUUAGCUGGUUCAGAUGUGUUAAAUAGAGCUGCAGGAACCAAGUUAGAAAGCCCUGCCCUUAAACGCUGACUCACUGACAGGAACGCUAUUGGAGGAUGUUGAUCCAGGAGCUGGGGUAAACACAAAGUUAAUUAUGGCUACUGAGGGAGACCCAACUGGCUUUGUGAAAGUGCUUCACCUUCUGGUGAUUUCUUUCAUCUGGGGAAUGCAGGUGUGGGUGUCUUUCAUAGCAGGUUUUGUGCUGAUUUCCCAGGUAUCCAUGCACACGUUCGGUCUUGUGCAAAGCAAGUUAUUCCCAUUUUAUUUCUAUUGUCUGCUGGGUGGAAAUGCAGUCAGUCUGGCCAUAUUUGCUGUGUACCACCCUAGAGAACUGCUGGACUGGCAUGAGGGCAUACAGAUGACUCUUUUCUUUGUGGCUGUGAUCAUGGCCGGCCUGAACGCGCAGUGGUUUGGUCCAUCUGCCACAGAGAGCAUGCUGGUCAUGCAGGAGAUCGAGAAGGAACACGGUCUGGGAAAUCAGGUGGGUAUGAGCUCCAAUAAGGAAGGAUACGCCAAACUCCGUGAGCAGGACCCAAAAUACAAGGAGCACAGGACCACCUUCUACCGCUACCACGGUCUGUCCAACCUCUGCAACCUCAUAGGCUUUUUCUCCACUACCAUCAAUCUCAUUUACCUGGCCCUCCAUUUGGGAACUAUAUGAGUGUGUUGCGUGUCUUUGAGAAAGAGUGCAGUCUGACAGAUAUUUUUAGAGAAUUAUCCCGUAUAUGUUCUCUCUUUUUGUCAGACUGAUUUGUAUAACAAUAAUGCUUCCAGGUUUUAUACAACAAGAGUGUUUAGUGUUCGUUAAGGUUAAAAGAACCAAAUUCAGACCCCUUGACGAGAGCCAAAAGUGAACCGAGUGAAAAGAGCCCAGUUGAUUUUGUAUUUACAGUCCCUAAAAGUGGACUCUCACUUAGAAAUGUUAGGAAUCAUGUGGACAUUUUUUGACUUAUAAAAAAAAAAAAAAAUCUCUAUAUAAGGCAUAAUUCUUGUGAAUUGCUUUCAGACAAAGGAUAAAACACGUUUUUUAGGUCUGGAUCCUAUGACGUUUUUUUAUUUUGUAAACCUGCUCAGCCAUUUUAAAUGAUAUUAUUAUUAUUGAUUUUAACAGUAUUUCUCCCUACUUUAAAAUGCUUCAAAGUGGGUAAUUGCACUGGAUCUGUUUAUAAUAAACAGACCGUCUAUUUAAACUUACAUUAGUGAUAUUAUAGCCGUUUAUGAUUGCUUAAAGAACGUGUUUUAAUUUGUUGGUGAAGUAUGUACUAUAAUUCUUACCUGUUUUUGCCUUUAUGCUUCACAUUGUGAACAAUACAUAUAUUUUCCCACUGGAGGGCCGUUUGUGGAAAGGCUCUUGGUAAUGAGAGGACCAGUUUUAGGAUUGUCUAUCAUAAAAUGCUGUUUACAUUUCCUAUAGAAUGAAUGACACUAUAAUGGCAAUUAAACUCUAUGGAAAAAGCAAUGAAUAGUAAAUGAACUUUGUAAACAUGAUGUUUGAACAGCAAAGUAAACUUCCUUUUAUCACUGGACCUGGAGAAGAAUGCUGUUGAAGAUUCAGUGACACAAAUGUGAUUCCGUUGAUUUUUCUGCAUAUUCAAACCUUUGCUGUGAAUAUUAGUUAUUUUUAUUUUUAGUGUUUCAUACCGUUUUUAUCCUAUUUUUCCUUUUAAUUAUAAGAAAGCAAACUUUAUUUGUGUGUGUUUGUGUCCGUUGGGAAUCUUGGUCAUUUUUAGAAAGCAAACUGACAGUUUUUUUGUUUGUUUAUUACUGACACUGAACAAGCAUUUAUUCAGUUAAAGAAAUAUCAAACACCUGUGCUUAUUGAGUUUUAAUUAAAAUAAAUAAAUAAAAUUUACUGCAAGUACUCUGAAAGAGUUGUUCCAGACAUCUAGUAACAAGUGUU
This is a messenger RNA of Sinocyclocheilus rhinocerous, 2333 nucleotides long. RefSeq names its product transmembrane protein 205. The record is from RefSeq and is a predicted model, not a curated record. The transcript is spliced from 5 exons. Bases 528 to 1094 code for a protein of 188 amino acids. Lineage: Eukaryota; Metazoa; Chordata; Actinopteri; Cypriniformes; Cyprinidae.